Molecule: messenger RNA, 759 nt
Organism: Naumovozyma dairenensis CBS 421
Lineage: Eukaryota; Fungi; Ascomycota; Saccharomycetes; Saccharomycetales; Saccharomycetaceae
Gene: DFG10
Product: putative polyprenol reductase
Exons: 1
Coding region: 1-759 (252 amino acids)
Biological process (GO): dolichol-linked oligosaccharide biosynthetic process; polyprenol catabolic process
Cellular component (GO): endoplasmic reticulum
Molecular function (GO): 3-oxo-5-alpha-steroid 4-dehydrogenase activity
Source: RefSeq, a predicted model, not a curated record
AUGGAAAUUGAUCCACUUUUGCAAUUGGUAACAUAUCUUUACAGGAUAUCUUUUUUCAUAGGGUUCCUUUCAGUUAUAGUUGCUAAAUUGUACCUCCCGGACUUUCUUGAAUACGGUAAGACAUUAAAAGAUCAUGAUGAACCGCAAAACAAAACUAUCCUGCAAAAAAUUAUUCAUUUCACGGUUCCAAAGGCAUAUUUCUCCCAUUUCUAUUACUUGUCGUCUGUAUUGUCAUUGGUAACUUUUUGUUAUUAUCCAUCAUACCCGAUUGUUUGGAUGCUACUUUUCCAUUCAUUAAGAAGAUUAUACGAAACAUUAUAUACAAGUAAAUAUUCGGCAAAAUCAAGAAUGAAUUGGUCUCAUUAUGUUGUAGGGAUCUGGUUCUAUUCUACUCUGCACAUAAUACUGGGUAUCAAACUGCAUUAUCAGGAGAUACCAAGAUAUCCAAGGGAUACAUUUACGUUUCUAAUCUUCUUUCUAGCAUCCUGGGAUCAAUAUAAGAAUCAUGAAGUACUAGCUAAUUUGGUCAAAUAUUCGUUACCAAAGGAAAGGUUAUUCAAACUGGUAAGUUGUCCUCAUUACCUGGAUGAACUUAUAAUAUAUGGGUCAUUCAUUGCAUUCAACAAUGAAUUUUGCUGGCUAUUCGUUUGGGUUUUUGUGAGUUUAGGAAUUUCUGCCUUAGAGACGAAAGCGUUUUACCAACUUAAAUUUAAAGACGAAGUAGUCCCGAAAUAUGCCAUGGUCCCAUUUAUACUAUGA